UAUUCUGCGUGUGAACGCGCGUCACUCUAGUGCCAGCUUGUUCAGCAAGUGUUAUCAUUAGACAUUAGACUCUGUAGAAACCCUUUACUUUUCAUCAUGGCAUCGUCGGGCGAGCAAGUUGCUCGACUGUCCUGGUUUUCGUGGGACCCCACUCGCCUACUGCACCUUACUGCAACAUUUUUCUUGGCAUAUAUCCUGCUUACUGCCAUCAGGCUGUUCCGCAGGAGAAGAUGGACUAUGGAAUCAUUUACAAAAUUCCCCGGACCCCCCAUGCAUUGGCUAUAUGGACACGUACAUGAGUAUCCAGAAGAUGACCGUGCCUUAAAUAAUCUAUAUAGGAAUUCAAAAGAAUAUCCAUGUGCCAGUCCCUUCUGGACCGGGCCCUUUUCUGCUUUCAUGAUUAUUAGUCAUCCUGAAUAUGCCAAAACAAUCUUGAGCACCACAGAGCCGAAAGACAAUGUGAGCUAUCGGUUUAUUAUUCCAUGGAUUGGGGAAGGCCUGCUGGUUUUAUCAGGUCAAAAGUGGUUUCGUCAUCGCAGAUUGUUAACCCCUGGUUUCCACUAUAAUAUACUCAAACCGUAUGUUAAGCUGGUUGCAGAGUCUACAAAAGUCAUGCUGGACAAAUUGGAGCGACUCAUGCUACAGGGCUCGUCUGUGGAAAUGUAUCAACAUGUUAGCUUGAUGACCUUGGACAGCAUCAUGAAAUGUGUUUUCAGUUACAGCAGCAACUUCCAGAUUGACAGUGAGAAUUCCUAUAUCAAAGCAGUGUAUGACUUGACAUACCUCACAAAUCUUCGAUUCAGAUGUUUUCCAUAUCACAGUGAUCUCAUAUUUAACCUUAGUCCUCACGGGUUCCACUUCCGGAAAGCCUGCAAGCUGGCGCAUGAACAUACAGAAAAAGUGAUACAAAAGAGGAAAGAGAGCCUUAAGAAUGAAAAAGAAUUGGUAAAAAGUCAACAGAAGAGUUAUCUCGACUUUCUCGAUAUCCUGCUUUGUGCCAGAGAUGAAGAUGGAAAAGGGCUGUCAGAUGAAGAUAUCUGUGCUGAGGUUGACACUUUCAUGUUUGCAGGCCAUGAUACUACAGCGAGUGGCAUUUCCUGGAUUAUGUAUUGCAUGGCUAUUUACCCAGAGCACCAGACAAAGUGCAGGGAAGAAAUCCUGCAUAUUCUUAAUGGAAGAGAAGCACUUGAAUGGAAUGAUCUUAGUGAAAUGACAUACACAACAAUGACCAUCAAGGAGUGUUUGAGAUUGUACCCUCCCAUACCUGGAAUAGCGAGAAAGCUCACAAAACCAAUUACAUUCUUUGAUGGAAGGUCAUUGCCAGCAGAGUCGCUUAUUGGAAUUAGCAUCUACUGCAUACACAGGCAUGAAGAUUUUUGGGAAAAUCCAGAGGUAUUUGAUCCUUUGAGAUUUUCUCCAGAAAGAUCAGACAAUAGACAUCCACAUGCUUUCAUCCCUUUUGCUGCUGGACCAAGAAACUGCAUAGGACAGCACUUUGCCAUGAAUGAGAUGAAAGUGGCAAUAGCGCAGAUACUGGCCCGCUUUGAACUCUCACCUGAUCCAGCCAACCCUCCCAUUAAAAUCCCACAGUUGGUUCUCCGAUCUAAAAAUGGAAUCCACCUGAAUCUUAAGAAAGUUAUCUAAGCAAAGUACCUAAUGAACAGUAAUCUAUUGUGCAGAUUUUUUUAACCCCAGAAUAUGUUUGAUCUACUCCUUAUUUUACUGUAAAUGAGGAUUACCUUAAUUUGGUGGUGCAGACUUUGUUUCCAGUGACAAUUCAAAACAAUCCACAGGGUCUUAGUGUGGGUCCAUGUAGCUUUCUAUCCCUAAAUCACUUCUGACAUUGCACACUUUCUUAAUCAACCAACAGAGAGGUAAAGGUACUAUAAGGUUAUUGGUUUCUAGGGAUGUAAUAUUCAUCUGUUACACUCUCCAAACCAUUUUUGAGAAAGUGAAUUUCUGCAGAUGUGUCAUAUGGACAUAAAAUAGGGCCCUCAUUUGUUAUGUAGUUUAUAGGGAUAAAGUAAAUGAUUGCUUUAAAAUCUUGUGCAUUGAGUCACGUAUGGCCCCAGAGUUAACAUAUGUUUACCAUUGAAAUUUCAACAACUGUCCCUUUUACUUGAAACAUUAUAAGACAAUGUUAGUGAGUAACUGCACGAUCAUUUCCCAGAAGAUUAUUCCAGACUGAAUAUAAACUUUUCCUGAAGGCACAGACCUGGAAAUGAGUGCUACCAUGGAUCCUGGAGGGGGGGCAGAUUGAUAUUUUGGUAUCUGAUGAUGCUGUCCAUCUCUGUCUUUCUCUUAAUUUACAAGGAUAUAUAUUUACACCCAUGCAAUUUUAUUCAAGGUGCAAGAUAUCGAUGACCAUUCAUUCAUCAUCCUUAAUGACUGGCUUUAUGAUGCAUAUAAAAUAAAACAGUCUUAUUCGGUUA
Protopterus annectens (West African lungfish) is the source of this 2432-nucleotide messenger RNA. RefSeq names its product cytochrome P450 4B1-like. The coding region runs from base 97 to 1644 and encodes 515 amino acids. The record is from RefSeq and is a predicted model, not a curated record. The transcript is spliced from 12 exons. Gene Ontology annotation, molecular function: heme binding; monooxygenase activity; oxidoreductase activity, acting on paired donors, with incorporation or reduction of molecular oxygen. Lineage: Eukaryota; Metazoa; Chordata; Ceratodontiformes; Protopteridae.